ACGCACAUUCAUUUCUCCCCUUUUAACGACGCGAGGCAGAAACAGCACUUCUUAGGAACCAGACGAUAUUAUUUCCGUAGACCGAAAAAUGAGUUCAACAAUGCUCCAGACCGCAAUUCCCAUCUUGGCGUAUUGCGGGUCGUCCAUCACAAUGACGCUUGUCAACAAGCUGGUUCUGUCGAGCUUCGAGUACCACAUGGUGUUCUUCAUGCUGGCAGUUCAGGCGUUCGGCAGUGUCGCGCUGAUGGUCCUGGCGCACCACGUCGGGCUGAACGUGAAGUACCGGGCGAUGAACAAGAAGGACGCGAUGACCUGGUUCCCGGUAGCAUGCUCGCAGGCGCUGAUGCUGUACACUGGCGGUAAGGCGCUGGAGUACUUGAACGUGCCGCUGUUCACAGUCUUCAAGAACCUGACGAUCAUCGCGGUCGCGUACGGCGAGAAGUGGGUAUUCAAGGCCUCGGUGACGCCGCUGAUGCUCACGUCGUUCUCGCUGAUGGUCCUAUCGUCGCUUGUGGGCGCCUGGAACGACAUCACGUUCAACGGCCACGGGUACUUCUGGAUGAGCUUUAACUGCCUGGCGUCAGCGACGUUUGUGAUCCACAUGCGCAAGGUGAUCAAGCAGGUGAACUUUAAGGACUUUGACACCGUGUACUUCAACAACCUGCUGACGCUGCCGCUGUACAUGGUCAUGAGCCUGCUGAUGGAGGACUGGACUGGUUUCACGGGCUACUACUCGAACCCGGUGAACUCGGCGGAGCUGUACUCGUUUGUGCGCGGCAUGUUCGUGUCGGGCGUGGCCGCCUUUGCUAUCUCGUACUGCUCGCCGUGGUGCCUGCGCACGACCUCGUCCACCACGUACUCGAUGAUCGGUGCCCUCAACAAGCUGCCGAUUGCGCUGUUCGCCAUGCUGUGGUUCCCCGAUCCCAUCACGGCUGGCGGCGUGCUGGCGGUGCUGCUGGGCUUUGCCGCCGGCCUCGUGUACACGCAUGCCAAGAACAUCCAGAAGCGCGAUACGCCGCAGGGCGCCCAGGUCCUGCCGCCGCCCAUUUCCAUGGAUCGGCUGAACCAGAGCAACGGCGACUCUGCCAGCUCGGCUCACGCCAGCUCCAAGUAGAAAAAUGCAUUUUAUACGACUAGAAUGUGUCUACCAUCCUAGAUUUUUCCCCCAUGCGCACUCGUUAAGAAAUUGACCCUCCUCAGAA
Molecule: messenger RNA, 1202 nt
Organism: Linderina pennispora
Lineage: Eukaryota; Fungi; Kickxellomycota; Kickxellomycetes; Kickxellales; Kickxellaceae
Product: UDP-galactose transporter
Exons: 1
Coding region: 152-1114 (320 amino acids)
Cellular component (GO): Golgi apparatus
Molecular function (GO): GDP-mannose transmembrane transporter activity; antiporter activity
Source: RefSeq, a predicted model, not a curated record